This is a messenger RNA of Chaetura pelagica (chimney swift), 1245 nucleotides long. RefSeq names its product trimethyllysine hydroxylase, epsilon (gene TMLHE). The record is from RefSeq and is a predicted model, not a curated record. NCBI's taxonomy places the organism in Eukaryota, Metazoa, Chordata, Aves, Apodiformes, Apodidae. Bases 1 to 1245 code for a protein of 414 amino acids. The transcript is spliced from 8 exons. Gene Ontology annotation, biological process: carnitine biosynthetic process. Gene Ontology annotation, cellular component: mitochondrion. Gene Ontology annotation, molecular function: iron ion binding; trimethyllysine dioxygenase activity.
AUGUGGUGCCGGAGCCUGGCGGGGCUGCUGGGGCUGCCGGCCCGGCGCAGCGGGAGCAGCAGCGGGAGCUCCAGCCGCGCUGGGAGCAGCAGGGGGAUCAUCUCCAGCCCUGGGAUCAUCUCCAGCCCUAGGAUCAGCAGCCCUGGGAUCAGCAGCCGUCGCCCUGUGGGGCCGCCCUCAGGCCCGGGCCCCGUCCUGGCUGCCGCAGCUCGCUGGCAUCACACGGCCCCGGAGUCCCUCCAAUGUGCCUGGCAGUUACACCGGGACCAUCUAGAGCUGAGCUACGCCGGGACGCUGAUGCGGUGGAGGCCAGACGGGCACGUGACGCGCUAUGGGCUGGAGUGGCUGGUGAAGAACAGCUACGAGGGGCAGAAGCAGCAGGUGAUGCAGCCACGGAUCCUCUGGAAUGCUGACAUCUACCACCAGGCCCAGGUCCCCUCCGUCGACUGCCGGAGUUUCCUGGAGACAGACGAGGGGCUGAAGGAAUUCCUGCAGAACUUCCUGCUGUAUGGGAUUGCUUUUGUGGAGAAUGUCUCUCCCACCAAAGAGGACACUGAAAUCCUGGCAGAAAGGAUCAGCCUUAUCAGGGAGACCAUUUAUGGCCGCAUGUGGUACUUCACCUCUGACUUCUCCCGGGGGGACACAGCCUACACCAAGCUGGCCCUGGACCGGCACACGGACACCACCUACUUCCAGGAGCCCUGCGGCAUCCAGGUGUUCCACUGCCUGAAGCACGAGGGCACGGGUGGGAGGACACUGCUGGUGGAUGGUUUCUAUGCAGCAGAGCAGGUUCUGCAGCGAGCCCCCGAGCAGUUUGAGCUGCUCACCAAGGUGCCCCUGAAGCACGAGUACGUUGAGAACGUGGGAGGCUGCCACAACCACAUGAUCGGCGUCGGGCCCGUCCUCAACGUCUACCCCUGGAACAACGAGCUCUAUCUCAUCAGGUACAACAACUACGACCGGGCAGUGAUCAACACGGUGCCGUACGACGUGGUGCACCGCUGGUACGCGGCACAUCGCUCUCUAAGCACCUCCAGGACCAGUCCCAUCAGAGGGUCCUGGCCCUGCUUGGUGCUCUCCCUGCUCCUGAGAGCCCUUCCCCUCCUCCCACAGGCCCUGUUUGUGGACAACUGGCGGGUGCUGCACGGUCGGGAGGCCUUCACGGGCUACCGGCAGCUCUGCGGCUGCUACCUCACCAGGGACGACGUGCUGAACACGGCGCGGCUGCUGGGGCUGCAGGCCUAG